GAGAUUUCACACGUCAAAACGAGUAAAUGCCCCCAUCUGGAUCACUGAAACCCCCAAUUGAAUUUCAGCAUUACAAAUCCCCAAACCAAGUUCAGAGUUCAGACCACCAUUAUUAUUUGCUCAUCUUCCUCCUCCCUUCAAACCCAACCCACCAAGCAAAGGCUACUCCUCUGCAACAAAACACAUUUAAUUUAAAAAAAAAAAAUGGCUGAGAGUGCAGUGUUCCAUCUACUAGCCAACUUCACACCCUUCCUCCAACAAGAGGCCAAUUUGUUGACUGGAGUUCGAGAAGAGAUCCAAUACAUCAGAGAUGAAUUCGAUCGCAUGACAGCUUUCCUCAGAGUUGCCGAUGCUAUGGAAGAGAACAAUCCCGAACUCAAAGUAUGGGUCAAGCAGGUCCGAGAAGCUGCGUACGACAUUGGAGAUGUUCUCGAGUUGUACAUGCUUCGCCUCGGACAUCGUCAUGGCGCUGGUUUUCGCGGUUUUCUUCGUAAGGUUUCUUGCUUUCUUAAGACUUUAAAAGCUCGUCACCAAAUUGCUUCUGAAGUUCAAAGAAUGAAGUCCAGAGUCAUCGAUAUUUCCAAGGGACAUCAGAGGUACCAUGACAGAUAUGGUAUGUCAGAGCAAGGCUCAAGCUCAAGGUCCACUGGUCUUAACACAGCAUGCCAUGAUUAUCGUGGCGAUGCCCUGCUACUCGAUGAAUCUGAGCUAGUGGGCAUCGACAAGCCCAAAUCGCAACUAAUUAGGUGGUUGGUGCAUGAAGACCCCAGACUCAAGGUGUUUUCCGUGUCAGGAAUGGGCGGAUUGGGAAAAACAACACUCGUUAAAAAGGUCUUUGAUGAUGCAGUUGUGAAGAAUCAUUCCCAGAGCCAUGUUUGGAUCACUGUUUCUGAAUCCUUCAAGAUUGAUGUGCUCCUAAAAGGUAUCAUCAAACAACUUUUUGAAGAAAUCAAGCAACCAGUCCCACAAGGGAUGGACAACAUGGAUACCAACAGCUUAAAAGGGAUAAUUAAUGCUUUCCUGCAACAAAAGAGGUAUGUGCUUGUUUUCGAUGAUGUAUGGGAUAUUCAUGCGUGGCAAUCUUUUAGACAUGUGUUUCCUAGUGGCAAUUGUGGCAGUCGAGUAGUGCUCACAACUAGAAAUGCGGAUUUAGCUUCUUUUGCUAGUACAGAAUAUCAUGGCGAUGUCUAUAAUCUUCAGCCCUUGACUCCGGAAGAGUCCUGGACAUUGUUUUGCAGGAAAACAUUUAUGGAGAAUUCUUGCCCUUCACAUUUGGAAGGACUUUCAAAAGCCAUCUUGAAUAGAUGCGAGGGAUUGCCGCUUGCAAUUGUGGCAAUUAGUGGUCUUUUAUCAACAAAGGAUAAGAGCAGUGUGGAUGAGUGGGAUAAGAUCUACCGCAGCCUUGGUGCAGAACUAGAAGGAAAUGACAGACUCCUAAGCAUGAACAAAAUAUUGUCCCUCAGUUACAUUGAUUUACCUUAUUAUCUGAAGUUUUGCUUUCUCUAAUUGUUUUUCCAGAGGAUUGUUUGAUUGACCAUUGGAGAUUGAUUCGGUUAUGGGUGGCAGAAGGAUUUGUAGAAAUGAAAGAAGGAAUGAUGAUAGAAGAAGUUGCCGAGGGCUACCUCAAUGAGCUAAUCAAUAGAAGCUUAAUUCAAGUUGCAACGAGGAGACGAGAUAGAAGGGUCCAAACGUAUCGCAUCCAUGACCUUUGGCGUGAAAUUAUUGUUUCGAAGUCGGGAGAACAAAACAUUAUGACACUAGCCAGUGAACAAAGCAGAGCGUGGCCAGAAAAGGUGCGGCGCCUAUCAAUCAACAAUCAUUGGGAAUAUACACAACAAAGCAAGCGUUUCACUCGACUUCGUUCUUUGCUUAUGUUCAAUGCAACAGAUUCACUGUCCAAGUUGUCCAUUCUAGCAUCGUCAAAUGAUGGUUUACGGCUGCUAACCGUGCUAGACUUGAGAGGUGCCUUGUUGGAGACAUUCCCAAAUGAAGUUUUGAAACUAUUUCAACUCAGGUAUUUAAGUUUGAGGGGAACCAAGGUAAAAAUAAUACCCAAGUCGAUUGGAAAGCUCCAAAACCUGGAAACAAUGGACCUUAAACAUACGUAUGUCACUGAGUUGCCUAAUGAUAUCCUCAAGCUCCAACGACUUCGCCAUAUCUUGUUGUAUCGUUACAUACGAGAUCCAGUUCCUUCAAUUCGUUUUAAAAACCAAUGCGGAUUCAAAGCCCCGACGGAAAUAGGACGUUUGUCAUCCUUACAGAAACUUUGUUCUAUUGAAACAAACCAUGAUAAUGGGACCAUUUUGCUAGGAGAGGUAGGGAAGUUGACUCAACUGAGGAAAUUACAGAUUGAAAACCUGAGAAAUGAAGAUGGGAGGGUGUUAUGCACGUCCCUUGAGAAGCUUAGUAACCUUCGCUCAUUGAUUGUUCGUGCAACAGAAGAAGACGGGAUCAUUGAUCUAGAUUCCCUUUCUUCACCACCUCAACUUCUUCGAAUGCUCUGCCUAGAAGGAAGUUUACGUAAGGUACCACAUUGGAUAGCUUCACUGCACAGCUUGGUAAGAGUAAUUUUACGAUGGAGUAAGUUAAGGGAUGUUGAUCCGCUGGAAUCCCUUCAAGGUUUGCCCAAUUUGGUUGAACUUCGACUUCUUCAGACAUAUGAAGGGGUAGAAUUGUGUUUCAAGGCUGGUGGGUUUCAAAGACUUGAGAAAUUAUACCUUGGUGGAUUAAAAGGAUUGAGAUGGGUGAAAGUGGAGGCUGGCUCGAUGCCUCGUCUUGAAGAGUUAACUAUGGAUGAAUGUGAAUUGGUAGAGGAGUUACCCUUUGGUAUUGAACAUCUAACCAACCUUAAAUCUCUUGGAUUGGGAAAUAUGUCUGAUGAAUUGAUUUUGAGUCUGAACAAAAACUUAGAGCGUGGGAAUAACUGGAAAAUCGCACACAUUCCAAAAGUUUGGAUUGGGGACACAAAACUUGGCUAUUGGAAAAGAAAUUAUCUAUAGAGGGAGGAGAGAGCUCUAAUCAUAUUGAAUCACCACCACAUUUAGAAUGCUUAUUAUGUAUUUAUUUAUUUUCAUGUGCUCUUGGUUUGUUGAAUUCAUAUUGGGAUCAAAUUUUUCUCUUUUUUUUUUUUUU
Messenger RNA from Camellia sinensis, 3132 nucleotides. The record is from RefSeq and is a predicted model, not a curated record. NCBI's taxonomy places the organism in Eukaryota, Viridiplantae, Streptophyta, Magnoliopsida, Ericales, Theaceae.